This is a messenger RNA of Limanda limanda (common dab), 1139 nucleotides long. Its product is annotated as H-2 class II histocompatibility antigen, A-U alpha chain-like. The record is from RefSeq and is a predicted model, not a curated record. Gene Ontology annotation, cellular component: membrane; MHC class II protein complex. Gene Ontology annotation, biological process: peptide antigen assembly with MHC class II protein complex; positive regulation of T cell activation; antigen processing and presentation of exogenous peptide antigen via MHC class II. NCBI's taxonomy places the organism in Eukaryota, Metazoa, Chordata, Actinopteri, Pleuronectiformes, Pleuronectidae. The transcript is spliced from 4 exons. The coding region runs from base 8 to 760 and encodes 250 amino acids. Gene Ontology annotation, molecular function: MHC class II protein complex binding.
UUCAACGAUGGCGUUCUCCCUCUCUGCUCUCUGCUCUGCUGUUAUAAUCCUGACACUCAACAACUUCUGCACCUGUUCACAAAUUGCCCAUGAAGCUGUCACUGUUGUGGGCUGCUUUGAAAAUGGUAGCAUUCAGGUGCAGGAAGAAUUUGAUGGUGAAGAGUUUGUGUACGUAGAUUUUGACAGAAAGGACUUUGUAUACACCGUGCCCAAAUUUAUCACGGUGGACCCAAGAGAAAUAAUUGGUGACUUACUUGCACAUAAAGUGAUCAGCAGAGCAGAUAAAGCGUGUUCAGUAGCUCUUGCAUACUGCAAAGCAGAGGAGCAAAGUCCAACAGAAGAGAAAGACCCCCCUGAGACUAUCAUCUACCCUGCAGAGGACGUUCAGUUAGGAGCUGAAAACAGCCUCAUCUGCUUCGUGAAUAAUUUUUUCCCACCUUACAUCAAAGUCAGCUGGACUAAAAAUGAUCGUCUGGUGUCGGAGGGGGUGUCACUCAGUCGAUAUUACCCCAAUAAUGAUCAGACCUUCCACAUGUUCUCCACCUUGACCUUCACACCGAGCGAGGGGGACAUUUACAGUUGCACUGUGGAGCACUCGGCACUCGAGAGGCCGAAAACAAGAAUCUGGGAAAAUUAUCUUAGUCAUCAAGGUCAUGUCUCUCAUGGAGCAGAUGUUUUCUGUGGAGUCGGCCUGACUCUUGGCUUAUUGGGGGUAGCAGCUGGUACAUUUCUGUUUGUCAAAGGACACCAUGGAUACUAAAUUCUCAUUCUUGAAAGAUACUGUAUUUUCUCUCACUGUAUAUCUCUACUCCUGUAUAUUUCAGAGGGGAAUAUUACGAGUUUUACACCAAUACAUUUAUCUGAUAAAUUGAUUACUUUACAUCUUAAACUCUACAUGCAAACAUAUGAUGAACUCAUAAGAUAGUUUAAUUUAACUUGUCCUAGACUAGCUACAAAACAUUGAGUUAGUUUAUACAGGUCCAAAUGCAGAAUUGUACUGUAGGUCACCAGACACUGAAUGUUGAUGUUAAAAGUAAAACUUCUCAACAUGCAAAACUACAUCAAAACCUGAAUUUGAAUCCUUUAUGUUAAAAGUAGAACUUCUCAACAUGCAAAACUACAUAAAAAACUGAAUUUGA